AUGGCAGCGGCCGCGGGGGCGAACCGCGGCGGCGGCGGAGGAGGAGGAGGAGGCGGGGGGGCUCCCGGGGGGGCCUCGCGGUGGCGGCUGGCGGUGCUCCUGCUCGCCGCCGCCUCCCUGCCGGGCGCCGCGGCGCUGCUGGAGGGGCUGUACUGCGGCACCGAGGUGUGCUACGACGUGCUCGGCGUCACCCGGGAGGCCUCCAAGGCGGAGAUCGCCCGGGCUUACCGGCAGCUGGCCCGCCGGUACCACCCGGACCGCUUCAGGCCCGGAGAGCCCGGCUCGGAGGGAGACUCCCAGGAGUUCGCCCACAAGAAGUUCCUGCUCAUCGCGACCGCCUACGAGACGCUGAAGGAUGAAGACACGCGGCGGGACUACGACUACAUGCUGGAUCAUCCAGAGGAGUACUACCAGCACUACUACGCCUACUACCGCCGGCAGCUCACGCCCAAGGUGGACGUCAGGGUGGUCAUCCUGGUCACCAUCUGCGCCAUCUCCAUUUUCCAGUACUACAGCUGGCACAGCAGCUACAACGAAGCCAUCAACUAUCUGGUGACGGUCCCCAAGUACCGGAUCCAGGCCACGCAGAUCGCCAAGGAACAGGGCCUCCUCAACCGCACCAAGGAGAAGGGCAAGAACCGGCGCUCCAAGGAGGAGAUCCGGGAGCAGGAGGAGGAGGUGAUCCGGGACAUCAUCAAGACCAAGAUCGACAUCAAGGGCGGCUACCAGAAGCCCAACCUGUCCGACAUCCUGCUGUGCCAGAUCAUCCUCUUCCCCUACUACCUGACCCACUACGUGGCCUGGUACGUCUCCUGGGUGUACCGCUUCACCCUCUGCAGGGAGGAGUACGGCGAGGAGGAGAAGCUCUACAUCAUCCGGAGGUACAUGAAGAUGUCCCAGUCGCAGUUUGACAGCCUGGAGGACAACCUGAGACAAACUUUCCUGGACAAGCAGCUGUGGAUCAGAGAAAACUACGAGGUGUAUAAAAAAGAGCAGGAGGAGGAGAUGAAGGUGAAGAUGGCGAUGGACCCCCGGAUGAAGCGGUACCGGCGCUGGAUGAAGAACGAGGGUCCGGGCCGGCUCACCUUCAUCGACGAGUGACGACGGCGGCGCCACCCGGAGCUUUGACCUCAGUGCCAACACGCCGCCUGCGUGGACUCUGUACAGAAGGCCCCGCCCCCGCCUGUUUAUAUAGAAAUGAAUAUAUAUAUAUAUCUAUAUAGUGAGAGAUAUUUUCAUAAAGACCAGGUCUCAGAGCGAACUGUGAGCCCACGCUUCAGGUUUUCCACCUUUCUUACAUCCUGUUGUUUUUCUAAUUUUUCAAACGGAAGCCCACGACGGACGCCAAACCGCCAUUUUUCCGUUCUUUUCUCUUGCUGGUGAGUUUGGGUGUCGGGUCAGUUUACAGGUCAGUGUUGUCCAAGUGUCCUUGGCCAGGCGGAGUCCGGCAGCAUCGCCAAGCUCGGCUCGUUUGAACCGUUUCAGCCCGGAGCGGCUUCUUUUUUUUUCUUCCUUCCUUCUUUUUUCGUCCAUCAGCAGAAGAACAGUAGACGGACACGUUCCGACGUGUCGUCGUGUGAAGGGAAGCCUCCGGACGUUCUCCCGCUUUCCUGGAGGAUCCUCCAUCGCUGCAUCCUCCACCUGCUGGCUCGUCCACUUACUGUUAUUUAUUGUUCCGCGUUGGCGGCAUUAAAGGCAAACAGUACUGAAACCAUCCGGCGGCCGGGGAAGUUUGUUCUCAAACCAAAAACCACGGGAGUUCAGUGUUUUUCCCUCUAUUUGUAUUUUCAUGCA
Salarias fasciatus (jewelled blenny) is the source of this 1794-nucleotide messenger RNA. RefSeq names its product DnaJ (Hsp40) homolog, subfamily C, member 25 (gene dnajc25). Lineage: Eukaryota; Metazoa; Chordata; Actinopteri; Blenniiformes; Blenniidae. Gene Ontology annotation, cellular component: endoplasmic reticulum membrane. The record is from RefSeq and is a predicted model, not a curated record. The coding region runs from base 1 to 1101 and encodes 366 amino acids. Gene Ontology annotation, biological process: protein folding. The transcript is spliced from 5 exons.